Molecule: messenger RNA, 1176 nt
Organism: Drosophila arizonae
Lineage: Eukaryota; Metazoa; Arthropoda; Insecta; Diptera; Drosophilidae
Product: AH receptor-interacting protein
Molecular function (GO): peptidyl-prolyl cis-trans isomerase activity; protein binding
Source: RefSeq, a predicted model, not a curated record
AGCCCUAGAAUAUUUGCGUUUCCCCUUUAGUGGAGUUUGUUUUCCUUUGUCGAGCAGGAAUAGAAACUGCAUCUAAUAACAAAAUAAAUCCAACCAGCCCUAAAAAGCUACAUAAACAUAUACCAAUCAAAAAUGGAUAAAGAAUUAAAGGAGCAAGUUAAUUUGAAGCCCAUCCGCAAGGAAAUUAUCAGUCCUGGCAACAAAUACAUCGAACUGAAGCCAGGCACCAGGGUUAAAUUUCACUUCCAAACGCGUCGGGCCAAUGAUGUGCGAAUCAUUGACGAUAGCAAGAAAAUUAACAAGCCAAUGGAGCUGGUCCUGGGCAAGAAAUUCAAAUUGGAAGUGUGGGAGGUCAUGGUGCAGAAAAUGUCCCUAAAUGAGGUGGCCAAGUUCACGGUCCACAAAUCGCUCUGUGCCCAAUAUCCGUUCAUUUCGAAAACUCUACGGGAUAUUGGCAAGAAACCUGACGAGCGUCGCCACUGCUGUGGCAUGACACUGCAGAACGAGGGCAUGGGCUACGAGGAUCUCGACGAGCUGUUGCAGAGGCCCGUCGACUUGGAGUUCACCAUAGAACUGAUAUCGAUUGAGCUGCCCGAGGAGUACGAGAAGGAGCGCUGGCAAAUGUCCGAUGAUGAGAAAAUGCUUGCAACGCAUACCUUGCGGGAGCGCGGCAACAGACUGUAUAAUGCGCAAAAUUACGCCGAGGCGGAGAUUUGCUACCGCGACGCCGUGGGCAUGGUCGAACAGCUGAUGCUCAAGGAGAAGCCUCACGAUGCGGAAUGGCAGGAGUUGGCUAACAUCAAGGUUCCAUUGCUGCUCAACUACGCCCAAUGCCGUUUGAUUGCUGGCGAUUACUAUGCGGUGAUUGAGCACUGCAACGAGGUGCUGACGCUUGAUCCGCGCAAUGUAAAGGCGCUAUUCCGCCGUGCCAAGGCACACGCUGGUGCCUGGAAUCCGGCGCAGGCGCGCCGCGACUUUCUCGAUGCUCUGAGUCUAGAUGCGAGCCUGAAGACAACUGUCGCCCGCGAACUGAAGGCGAUUGAGGAGCAGCAGCAUGAACGCAACGUUCAGGAUCGCAUCCACAUGCAGAAGCUCUUCUAGAAUAUAAGUUGUGCUAACGUACUGCUCAUGCUCCUCGUUUAUUGGAGCAACUAUGCGCAGCGUUAACAGUUAGCC